This is a messenger RNA of Calliphora vicina (urban bluebottle blowfly), 1410 nucleotides long. RefSeq names its product RNA-binding protein S1 (gene RnpS1). Gene Ontology annotation, cellular component: cytoplasm; ASAP complex; nucleoplasm. Gene Ontology annotation, biological process: mRNA splicing, via spliceosome. Lineage: Eukaryota; Metazoa; Arthropoda; Insecta; Diptera; Calliphoridae. Bases 151 to 1179 code for a protein of 342 amino acids. Gene Ontology annotation, molecular function: RNA binding. The transcript is spliced from 3 exons. The record is from RefSeq and is a predicted model, not a curated record.
GACGCGUUUAAUUAUAAAAAAACUUGAGUGUAAAAUUCUUUACUUGUGCUAAACAUCUCCAUUACCAACUGAAAAAGUCAAUAAUUUAAAGUAAAUUAACAAUAUUUUCGAUAAAAAAUUAUAAAUUCGAACAAGAAUAUCAGGAGAACUAUGGCCCGGGAUCUUUCGCCCUCUAUAGAGACGGCAGAUAAAAAUAAAGAUGUUAAAGACAGCAAGGAGGGUAUUAAAGGAAGUAACAAUAAGGUGAGUUCUUCCUCGAAUUCCAACCGUGGCAGAGAAAGGGACCGCAGAAGACGAGGAAGUGCUUCUUCCAGCAGUGAAUCGAGCGACAGCUCUUCGGAUAGCAGCUCAUCACGCAGCAGUUCAGGAUCGCGUUCAAGUUCGUCUAGUUCAAGCAGUUCGUCAUCUUCAUCAUCGUCAUCUUCGACACGUAAGAGUGGCUCGCGUUCUCGUAGUCCACCACCUAAACGUCGUGAAAGAUCCCGCAGUCCUCCACCAAAGCGUCGAGAACGCUCACGUAGUCCGGCUAUUAAGCCGAGGGAGCGUAGUCGUUCACGGUCUCGUAGUCCACCACCCAAAGCUCGUGAUCGUACACGUUCUCGAUCACGUUCACCACCACCGAAACGUAGAGAGAGAUCCCGUAGUCCAGUAACAAAAACUCGUGAGCGAACUCGUACUCGUUCCCGCAGUCCAUUAGGUAAGGCCAGAGAACGAUCAGCAACACCCAAACCCACACGUAUACACAUUGGCCGAUUAACACGCAACGUCACCAAGGAUCAUGUUGUUGAAAUAUUUGGAUGCUUCGGAGAGGUAAAAAAUGUUGAAUUCCCAACAGAUCGUUUUCAUCCGAAUUUUGGACGAGGCAUUGCUUAUGUGGAAUAUGCAACCAACGAGGAGUGUGAAAAUGCCAUAAAACAAAUGGAUGGUGGCCAAAUUGAUGGACAGGAGGUGAAUGUUUCACCAGUCCUAAAUCCCAAAAUCCGACAGCCGCAACGUCGUCCAUCACCAAUAAAUCGUAGACCAAAUGAACGUUGGCGUUCUCCACCAAGAUUUAAUCGUUUCAAUCGUAAUAACCGGAAUCGAUCACCACCAAGAGGCGGACGUCGUUCACCCCGCAGACGUUCACGCUCGCCCAUACGUAGGCGUAGACGCAGCAACAGUUCAGACAGUUCUCGUUAAGAUGUUCUUCAUUCCUCCAGUCUGAGAGAAUGCACAACUGCGAACCUAAUAAUAAAACAAAAAAUAAAACACUUUUUUUUAAAGAAAUUGACAUUGUGGUAGCAAUUCUUAAACACAAAAUUUUGUCAUUUAAUAAUUUUACUACUUCUUUUGUUUCAGAAUUAUGCUUAUGUAAAAAAUACAAGAAAAAUAUUUAAACAUGUAAUAAAUAUUAAUAAAUUUUAAUUAAAA